CUUGUCCAAUCAAAAGAGAAAUGCCAGAUGUAAGUGGUAAUCACGUGAGCAAAGUCAAAUUUAUGCUUUCUUUAAAUAUUCCUCGCUUUUCUAUUCCAUUCUCAGUUCUUGUAAGGACAGAAGAGUAGUAGGAGUCGUUGCGCGGUGCUAUCAAAUUAUCUCUAAAUCUCAGCAAAUAUUAUUAGUGAUAUUAGAUUAUUUUCAUUACAUUUAAGUUGUUUAUAUAUAUUUCUAUUGAUACAAUUCAUCAUAUAUUCCAUUGUAAUACUAAUUAUUAUUGUAACAAUUUUAUUUGGACUAAACUAUGGAAUAGCAGAAUACUUUUUAAAUAAGUUACGUAUGUUUAACAUGAUCAACGGAAUUCCUGGACCAAAAGCAUUUCCAAUAAUUGGAAUUAUUGGAAAUGCUCAUCUGUUUAUUGGCGACACAACAGCUCUAUUCAAACAAAUACUAAAUCUUGGUAAUAAUUGUCAAUUAUCAUAUAUGGACGUAUUUGUUAAUCAUUCUAUCGCAUUAAUGGAAAAAUUAGAAACUUUUGUUGGAGAAGAAUUAGAAGUUUUUGAUUAUGUCCUUCGCUGUACUUUGAAUAUAAUAUAUGAUGCCACGCUGGAUACGCAAAUAAAUUCGCUGACAAAUCCGGAUUGUAAAUUAACUGGAUCAAUAAAAUGUUUGAUGGAUAUAGCAAUACAAAGGGUCUGUAAAUUAUGGUUACAUCCGAAUAUAAUUUUUUAUAACAUUACUAGAGGAAAGAAAUUUCAUGCCAGCUUGGCUUACCGGGAUAACAUAACAAACAAGAUAAUCAAAGAAAAAAUGGAAUCUAUGUUAAGAAGUAAAAUUAAUCGAGAAUUGACAGCGGAAAAAUUAGGACAAAAACGGAAGAUACUUUCCGAUUUUUUAUUCGAGUUAUCGCACGAAGGAAAAGUAUAUACGGAGGAAGAUACCCGCGAUAAAAUGAAUACAAUAAUGAUAGCUGGAAGCGAAACUUCAGCCAUAAUCAUUAGCUUUGUCCUCUUAAUGUUUGCUACAUUCACGGAAAUUCAAAUACAAUCUGGAGUUCAUUGACACAUCUGCUUUUACACUUGGGACGACAACGACCACCGAGGAGCUACAAAGCCAAGGUCAGGAACGACAAUGAAACCAGUGUAAGUGUCGAAUGUGAACAAGCAAUGCUAGCAGAAGGAAGCGAUGCGAAUCCGACGCCAACCGCAAGGACAUCGAUAAAAUACUUUUGUGUAAAAAACUACAAUUGCUUAUAGUCGACACGAAAACGAGCGAGAACGACUCAUCCAAGAACGCGCGUGCAUGCGUGGCGCGUGCACAUUACGCGCCUAGCGACUAGACACUGCAGGCGAGCCCGCAGCAGAAAACACUUUAUUGACAGGACUUUAUCAUCCGCAGUCGUGUAGAUAAAUUCCUCGCAGCCGUUAUCAUGAGUUCAUUGCAGUCAGUCGUUAAGAUCACUUCGUUGCAGUCAGUCGUUAAGCACAGUUCUUUACAAUUAGCAAUUAAGAUACUUAAGACUUAUAAUCUUGUUAUACAUUGUAAAUUUCCAUUACCGAUUUUAUAUCAAAUAAAUCAAUUCGUAAAAGAGAA
Molecule: messenger RNA, 1593 nt
Organism: Vespa crabro (European hornet)
Lineage: Eukaryota; Metazoa; Arthropoda; Insecta; Hymenoptera; Vespidae
Product: cytochrome P450 4C1-like
Exons: 8
Coding region: 340-1062 (240 amino acids)
Molecular function (GO): heme binding; oxidoreductase activity, acting on paired donors, with incorporation or reduction of molecular oxygen; iron ion binding
Source: RefSeq, a predicted model, not a curated record